UGGCACUGUAUCCCCUUUGGAUCUGAAAUGAGUUGCAUUGCUUUCGUUUUGUUGACGAUCGGUGCAGUGUUUUUGUUCAAAGCGUAGUGGCCUUCGGAUCUGAUAUGAAUUGCGUUGACUUCAUCUUGUUGACGAUCGGUGCAGUGUUUUUGUUCAAAGCCUUCGAUUUCACUUUCUGGGUCUCGUUCUUUUGCUUCAUUUGAUACUCCAAAAUCUGUUACCAUGAGGAAGAAGCUUGAUACCCGUUUCCCUGCCGCUCGGAUAAAGAAGAUAAUGCAAGCAGACGAGGAUGUUGGAAAGAUAGCACUGGCCGUGCCUGUUUUAGUUUCUAAAGCUCUAGAGCUAUUUUUGCAAGAUCUUUGUGACCGCACUUAUGAAAUAACUCUUCAAAGAGGAGCAAAGACCAUGAAUUCAUUGCAUUUAAAACAUUGUGUACAAAGCUAUAAUGUCUUUGACUUUCUGAGGGACGUUGUCAGCAGGGUUCCUGACUACAGCCAUGGCCAUGGCCAUAAUGAGGCUGGUGCUGAUGAUCGGGCUAUUCCAAAAAGAAGGAAAGCUGCUGGUGAUGAUUUUAAUGACAGUGAUGAGGAGGCUAAGAGGAGCAAGAUGCAUGAGUUGAGCCACACUGGUAGUACCGGUAGGGGAAGAGGCCGAGGUAGAGGAAGAGGCCGUGGUCGAGGUUCUCGAACUGUAGUAAGAGAGACAUAUCAUCAAGAAGCUGAAUCUGAGCCUUGCACUUCUGUUCCACAUGGCAGCCAACAUAAUGCACAUACAAAUGUGGCAAUACAUAAUAGUACAGAGUCAAAGGAAUUAUCAAAGGAAAAUAUUGCAAUUCCUGUUGAAAGCUCUGACUCACUCCCUAAUAUUGAUCUGAAUGCCAAUAUGAACGAAAAUGAGGAUAAAAAGGCUAGCUCAGUAGAUAAUGCUUCAUUGUCUGAACCUCCAACAGAGAGCAAGAAUGAAGAAAUUCCGAUUCUGGGGUGGCCCCUUUCUGAUGUGGACAAGAUGGCCAUUGACACGAUGCAGCUAGCUCACCUCAGCAGGCGAGAAGAGGAUGAGGAAGAUUAUGAUGAGGAAGGAUAAAUAAUAUAGUCUUUGGCAGGAUGUUAGAUUAGUGAAAAGCUCAUGAUAACUGUAGAAUAAGUACAUACUAGUGGUAUGAUUAUUAUGAGUAUGAUUCACUAGCUGUCAAAAUAUGUUCCAUGCUGUUGUUGGCUGAAAAAAUAUCUGAAUGCCCUUUUAAUCUUGUUUGUCUAUGUCAGCACAUGUUUCUUGCGUAGCUGAUGUAUCUUUCUCUUAGCCAGUAAUGUUAGCUUUGUGUACCUACCUUUAGGCCUACAAUGUAUAUCACAAUUCCAUAGAGUGAAUUUUAUGCAUCC
Molecule: messenger RNA, 1379 nt
Organism: Gastrolobium bilobum
Lineage: Eukaryota; Viridiplantae; Streptophyta; Magnoliopsida; Fabales; Fabaceae
Exons: 6
Coding region: 223-1083 (286 amino acids)
Biological process (GO): regulation of DNA-templated transcription
Cellular component (GO): nucleus
Molecular function (GO): protein heterodimerization activity
Source: RefSeq, a predicted model, not a curated record